GUUAAGUAAAACUAUUUAAAAAGUUCUGAUGGGCCAGCUCGAUGGCCCACAAGUCAUAGAAUGUAAAUUUCUUGACACCAAGUCAUCAUCUUUUUGCCUUUACCACUUAGGACGUUUUGAGAAAACCAGAUAUAAGACACUCUGCAUGGGGAUUAAAAGGUAUUUAAGCCAGUCAAGAUUAGAUACAUUUCAACAGUGAGCGGUGGAAAUAGCAACAAAUUUCUAGAAAUUAAGACUCGGUGUUUGUGCAAUAAUAAUAAAAACUAUCGUUAUUCAUUGAGUGGAAUAAAACGUAUUUCGUGGAAUUAUUAGUGUAUUUAUAGCAAAACGAAAAAACCUAAAAGUCCAGAAAAAAGUAAAAACCAUUAUCUACGGAAUAAGGAAUCUCGCCUACACAUGAAGGGACCUAUUGCAUUAUGGAUAGUUUCACAACUACUUUCGAACGGAAUUUGUAUAAAUCAGGCUCGGCAGGGAAGUGGCUCAGAUGGGUUCGACUUCAUUAUAAUUGGCGGAGGGCUAGCCGGAACUGUGGUAGCGAACCGCUUGAGUGAAAAUCGCAACUGGACAAUCCUUUUGUUGGAACAGGAAUCGAAUCCCUUCAGGUCGUCUGUGGUAGGCGGAAGAGACGGCCGUUUGACUGACUAUCAGAGAAAAAAUCACCACCUAUGGAGUUGGGAAACAAUCGCGAAGUAUUACAACACAGAAAAACUUCUCCACACCGAUCGUCCAAAGCAAUCUGACAAUAAGGGUGGAAGUAUCGGCGAAUUAUUUCGCAACGCGUAUAAAGAAGCGGGAAUUGUCCAUAUUCCAGAUCAAAGUGCUUACGGAUAUCUUAACUUGGCUAAGUCUCUUCGACUAUCAUCAGGCGAUUACGCACAGGGGAAUCUUAGAAUUGUUUACAACACCAUCGUCACGUCUUUGAGUAUUGAUGAAAAAGGCUUCGUAAAUGAAGUCAAUUUUAUACAAAAUGAUGAUAAAGGUACUGUUUUCGCUGUCAAACCAAAAAGAGAAGUCAUUAUUUCAGCGGGAACCAUCUCUACACCUAAAAUUUUAAUGUUAUCCGGCCUAGGUCCUGAACAGUAUUUGAACAAAUUGGGAAUUAAGUCCCGAUGUGACCUACCAGUUGGCCAGAACCUUUUAGACCACUUUGUGGUUCCAUACUUCUUUAAAGUUCCUUGCACUAAAGUGACAGGAUUAGACUCAAACCCACGAGGAAAGCCUUACCAAUCACUUGAUUUCAUUGCCUUGAUUAAUUCUACUAUUAGCGACAAAAUGUAUUCGAAUUUAAUGAACACAUGCCGAAUGGUUCAAUGCAAGGACACAACGACAAUGAAAAUGCUCCUGGAAGACCUGCCAAAUGAUUUAAAAAAUCAAGUUUUGGACGAACUAAAUACACAUAAUAUAUUCGUAGUAGGCAUCCACAAUAUCAAGCCUAAAUCCAGAGGAGCAGUAAAAUUAAAGAGCAAGGAUCCAUUCGAUCCGCUGAUUAUCGAGUAUAAUUUGCUUUCGUCGAGAACAGAUAUGAAUACAAUUCUAGCUGGAAUUCGUUUACAAAAAAAUCUGUUGCAAUCAGAAACUUUCAAGAAGUACCGAAUCACGGAACUAACACCUCGGAUAAAAGAAUGUAACAAAAAAGUGGCGAAUUCGCAAGCAUUUUGGGAGUGUUAUGUGAAAGCAGUUGGAACGCCGCUGGAGGAUCCUGUAGGGACGGCCAAAAUGGGAAGUCAAGCUGAUCCAAAAGCUGUAGUUGAUGCUUGCUUCCAAGUAUUUGGAACGCAAAACUUGAGAGUUAUCGAUGAAAGUGUUAUUCCGUCUGCUAUAGUGGGACCAACAUAUUCAUAUGUAGAGCAAAUUGGGGAAAGGGGGGCUCAAUUGAUUAUGGAAGAUUACUCAUGAAAUAUGAUAAUUUAUCACUAUAUAAAAUAUUGUAGCAGAAAAUGUUAUAUGAUGCAAAA
Messenger RNA from Hermetia illucens (black soldier fly), 1955 nucleotides. Its product is annotated as glucose dehydrogenase [FAD, quinone]-like. The coding region runs from base 397 to 1896 and encodes 499 amino acids. Lineage: Eukaryota; Metazoa; Arthropoda; Insecta; Diptera; Stratiomyidae. The transcript is spliced from 4 exons. Gene Ontology annotation, molecular function: flavin adenine dinucleotide binding; oxidoreductase activity, acting on CH-OH group of donors. The record is from RefSeq and is a predicted model, not a curated record.